AUGGAAAUUCCGCACUUGGAGACGCGCUGGGACUACCGGCUCAGACGGCAGAGCUGCCUCGUCAACCUCUAUCCGCAUCCCACCACUUUGUCCAAGGCGUACGUCGAUCUGGUGAAGGCCUGGGGCUGGAAGAGUUUCACCAUUAUCUACGAGAACAACGAGGGGCUCGUGCGAUUGCAGGAACUUCUGAAAGCGCACGGACCCAGCGAAUUUCCCAUUACGGUUAGACAGCUGAGCGAGGGAUCGGAGUAUCGACCAUUGCUGAAACAAAUCAAGAAUUCUGCGGAGUCGCAUAUCGUGCUGGACUGCUCCACUGAGAGGAUCUACGAUGUGCUGAAACAGGCGCAACAGAUCGGAAUGAUGAGCGACUAUCACAGCUACCUCAUCACCUCACUGGACUUGCAUACCGUCGACUUAGAAGAAUUCAAGCACGGCGGGACCAAUAUCACUGCCUUCCGAUUAGUGGACCCGGAGAAGCCGGAAAUCCAGAAAGUGAUUCAGGACUGGAUCUACGGGGAGAAGCGCUACAAUCGUGAGCUCGAUAUGGGACAGAACAGUAACAAGAACAAUCUCACUACUAUAAAGAUCAGAGACACUGCACGUAUGUGCGAGUCGGAUCUGCGCAAUCCUUUCACAGCCCUCGUAAAAUAUGAUUUCGCCGCGAAAUCCCCGGUAAUUACAAGCAGUCACCCAGAAUUUCGUCCGCAAUUACACCACGUCGUUUUGGGAACGUACAAUAUGUGCACAGGGAAAGACGAGACAGAGUUCGGUUAUCGUGCGGUGCGUAAUUACUCGCGAAUCGCUUUACGAGCAAAUUAUUAUGAGAGAAUUUUCGUCUCAAAAUAUAAUUGCGUAUUAACGCAUCUUCAGUGUUCACGUGUAAUUGCGAAGUGUAACACCCGAGGUACGGUUGCCAGAUACCCGGUAGAGAUGACAGGGCUCACGGGUAUUAUCAAGUUCGAUCAUCAGGGAUUUCGCUCCGACUUCGUUCUAGACAUCAUCGAGCUGAAUAACAAAGAAGGCUUGAAGAAAAUCGGUACUUGGAACAGUACCAAAGGUAUCAACUUCACGAGGAGCUACGGCGACGUUUACACUCAAAUCGUUGAAAGCUUACAGAAUAAGACUUUCAUCGUGACGACUAUAUUGAGCGCGCCGUACUGUAUGCGGAAGGACUCGAGCGAGAAGCUCACCGGAAAUGCGCAAUUCGAAGGCUACAGCAUCGACUUGAUUUACGAGAUAUCGCGGCUGCUUGGAUUCAAUUAUACGUUCCGGCUGGUGCCGGACGGACGCUACGGCUCGUACAACACGCAAACGAAGGAAUGGGACGGAAUGAUGAAGGAGCUGCUCGAGCAAAAGGCCGAUCUCGCGAUCGGCGAUCUCACCAUCACGUACGAUCGGGCGCAGGUUGUGGACUUCACGACGCCGUUCAUGCCUCUAGGGAUCAGCAUACUUUACCGCAAACCCAUAAAGCAACCGCCGAAUUUGUUCUCGUUCCUCAGCCCUCUUAGCCUCGACGUUUGGAUCUACAUGGCAACGGCUUAUCUCGGGGUCUCCGUGCUCCUCUUUAUACUAGCCAGGUUCAGCCCCUACGAGUGGGAGAACCCCCAUCCGUGCAACGGGCAGUCCGAGGUCCUUGAGAACGAGUUCACCCUACUGAACUCGCUCUGGUUCACCAUAGGCUCGCUCAUGCAGCAAGGCUCCGAUAUAGCGCCGAAGGCCGUGUCGACUCGCAUGGUCGCCGGUAUGUGGUGGUUCUUCACGCUGAUCAUGAUCUCCUCUUAUACGGCUAAUCUCGCGGCUUUCCUCACCGUCGAGAGGAUGGAUUCCCCGAUCGAGAGCGCCGAGGAUCUCGCUAAGCAGACGAAGAUCAAAUACGGCGCGCUCAAAGGCGGCAGCACGGCGAGCUUCUUCAAGGAUUCCAAUUUCUCGACGUACCAACGCAUGUGGUCCUUCAUGGACUCGGCGAAGCCGUCGGUAUUUACGGUGAGUAACGUCGAGGGCGUGGAUCGAGUGAUCAAGGGGAAAGGCAGUUACGCGUUCCUGAUGGAAUCCACCUCCAUCGAAUACGUAAUCGAGAGGAACUGCGACCUUACUCAAGUCGGCGGUCUCUUGGACUCCAAGGGAUACGGCAUAGCCAUGCCGAGAAACUCGCCGUACAAGACGGCCAUAAGCGGGGCCAUCCUGAAGCUCCAGGAGGAAGGGAAGCUCCACAUGCUGAAGACGCGCUGGUGGAAGGAGAAACGAGGCGGCGGCUCCUGCAGGGACGACACCUCGAAGAGCAGCUCGGCGGCGAACGAGCUCGGCCUGGCGAACGUCGGCGGUGUCUUCGUGGUGCUGAUGGGCGGCAUGGGCGUCGCCUGCGUGAUCGCGGUCUGCGAGUUCGUGUGGAAGAGCCGGAAAGUGGCCAUCGAGGAGCGGAAGUCCGUGUACUCGGAAAUGGCGAGCGAAUUGCGAUACGCUUUGGACUGCGGCAACGGAAAUAAAAAGCCGUCGAGGAAGGCGCUUUGUCGACGUCAUGGGCAACAUUCAAGUCUGUCGAUCGUUUCGGAGGAGGGCAAGUACGCGGCAUGCAACAAGUACAGGCACUUCGUUGGAAAAGCACCCCUGACGUGAACAAAGGGACGUCCAGUCGAGGAAGGGCCGAAUGAUGAAUCUCUUUGCAAAGUUAAUUACUUCCUCACUCAUAUACGAAACAUACAUAUACGAUCGGUCAAUUCGAAAUACGAGCCGGAAAAUGAAAUCGCCGCAAAAAUAACAAGAAAAGAAUUAUAACAAAAACGUGACUUAUCGUCGGACAAUUGCAGCGAGAUUGAAUGUUGUCAAGUCAAACACUUUGAUACCGCAUCUCCUGAUGGCAAAAAAAGCAGGCGCCACUAAAAGCUCUUAGCACUAAGAGGAUGCUGUAAAUUCGUUGCGACGGGAAUUCGCGAUACGAUUUAGAGGAAAAUUGUGUAAAAAGAAACAGGGACUUAAUUCUAAUCGUGUACACGUCUGUCCUUUUUUACGAGCCACCGUUGAAUAAGAUAGUCCAUCGUAAAUCCAUCUAGACCCUCGUAAAAUCCGUUAGCGUCAUGCGAGGUGGAUGCAUGCGAGAAAACAAGCGAGUGAACAAGAGUCGCGUGGAAUGGAGUGUGGUUUCAUCGGCAUUAAAGAUGCACCGUCGUUAUCACGUAAAAUAUUUUAUUGAAACCAAUUCGAAUAUUGUCAUUCAUGUACACCUAGAAAAAAGAUUUGUUUAAGUUGAACAAAAAUGAGAUACGUUGAAAUCGUGUUUCUUUAAAUCUACU
This is a messenger RNA of Vollenhovia emeryi, 3287 nucleotides long. It is a transcript of the gene KaiR1D, whose product is annotated as glutamate receptor ionotropic, kainate 2-like. Gene Ontology annotation, molecular function: glutamate-gated receptor activity; transmitter-gated monoatomic ion channel activity involved in regulation of postsynaptic membrane potential. Lineage: Eukaryota; Metazoa; Arthropoda; Insecta; Hymenoptera; Formicidae. The record is from RefSeq and is a predicted model, not a curated record. Gene Ontology annotation, cellular component: plasma membrane; postsynaptic membrane. The coding region runs from base 1 to 2613 and encodes 870 amino acids. The transcript has 16 exons. Gene Ontology annotation, biological process: synaptic transmission, glutamatergic; monoatomic ion transport; modulation of chemical synaptic transmission.